Molecule: messenger RNA, 3732 nt
Organism: Cavenderia fasciculata
Lineage: Eukaryota; Evosea; Eumycetozoa; Acytosteliales; Cavenderiaceae
Exons: 3
Coding region: 1-3732 (1243 amino acids)
Biological process (GO): glutathione metabolic process
Cellular component (GO): cytosol
Molecular function (GO): 5-oxoprolinase (ATP-hydrolyzing) activity
Source: RefSeq, a predicted model, not a curated record
AUGACAACAUUACAAGAACAUUCUAUACAAUUCAAUAUAGAUAGAGGAGGAACAUUUACAGAUAUUUAUGCAGAGUUGCCAACUGCACCAUACCAUGUGAUUGAAAAGCUAUUGUCUGUCGAUCCAUCAAACUACAAUGAUGCUCCAAGAGAGGGUAUACGUAGAAUCAUAGAACGUCUAUCUGGUGAAUCAAUACCAAAAGAUAAUGUAUCAACAAAGUAUAUUAAAUCAAUUAGAAUGGGUACUACAAUAGGUACAAAUGCAUUACUCGAACGAAAAGGUGAAAGAGUAUUAUUGAUCAUUACAAAAGGUUUUAAAGAUUUAUUACAAAUUGGAAAUCAAAGUAGACCAAAUAUAUUUGAUUUGGAGAUAAAGAAACCAUCUUUGAUUUAUGAAGAUGUGUUGGAGGUUGAUGAACGUAUAUCUAUAUCGGAGCUGGCAAUUGACCCAAUCGAGACAACGUCUGGACAAACAAACGAUGUGGUUAAAGUGAUUAGAGCACCGGAUAGAGAAAAGAUUCGAGCUGAUUUGGAGGUAUACCGAAACAAGGGAAUCAACAGUGUCGCCAUUGUAUUUGUACAUUCAUAUAUAUUCCCACGUCACGAAGAGAUGGUUGGAGAGGUGUGUCGAGAGGUUGGAUUCCAACAAGUAUCGAUAUCAAGUCGACUCAUGCCAAUGGUCAAAGUCGUGCCGCGUGGCAUUACCACCUGCAUCGACGCCUACCUCACCCCAAAGAUUGAAGAGUACAUUAAACAAUUUCUGCGUGGGUUUGAUAGCGGUAUUGGGGAUGUCGAAGUGUCGUUUAUGAUGUCGGACGGCGGCUUGUGUCCAGUUGACCAGUUCCGUGGGUUUAGAUCGAUUCUCUCUGGACCGGCAGGCGGAGUAGUUGGGUAUGGCAGCACCACGUAUACAGGCACACACCCAGUGAUUGGGUUUGAUAUGGGUGGAACGAGCACAGAUGUCAGUCGUUAUGACGGACACCUCGAACACGUGUUUGAGACUGAAAUCUCGGGGUUGGCAAUCCAAGCACCUCAACUCGACAUCACCACGGUGGCCGCCGGCGGAGGCAGCAAGCUGACAUUCAAGAGCGGGCUGUUUAGCGUCGGUCCCGAGUCAGUCGGCGCGCACCCCGGCCCAGUAUGCUACCGCAAGGGUGGCGAGCUGGCCAUCACCGACGCCAACCUCGUGCUCGGUCGUCUGCUACCCGAGUUCUUCCCAAAGAUCUUUGGCAAGACACAAGACCAACCACUCGACUUGUCCGCGUCACAACAUGCGUUUGAGCAGUUGUCCGAGCAAGUCAACCUCUUUCAACGCGAGAAUGGGUUGGAUCCCAUGUCGGUGGAUCAGGUCGCACACGGAUUCAUCCGUGUUGCCAAUGAAGCCAUGUGUCGUCCCAUCCGAAACAUUACAGAGGCCAAGGGAUUCGACUGCGCCAACCACGUGCUUGCCUGCUUUGGCGGUGCUGGUGGACAACACGCCUGUGCCAUCGCACUCAACCUUGGUAUGCCCAAAGUCUUCAUCCACCGAUUCUCGGGUAUUCUCAGUGCGUACGGACUUGGACUGGCCAGCGUUGUCAUUGAAAAGCAGGAACCCAGCGCACUCGUAUACACCUCUUCCAACCUCCCAACAUUUGCCGAGCGAUUGGACGUACUCCAAGCACAAGCUAUCGCCGAUCUAACGGAAAAGGGACAUACCAAAGAAACAAUCACCAUCGAACGUUAUCUCAACCUUAGAUUCACAGGUACUGACACUGCCAUGAUGGUAGCUGCAAAUAACACCGACAAAUCAUACGAAGACACAUUUAAAGAGAAUUACAAGAGAGAGUAUGGAUUCUUGUUGACAGGUCGUGAUUUAAUAGUUGAUGAUGUAAGAAUUAGAGCGUCGGCAACUGGGUCAACUCUUAAACCUAUUUCAGUGCGAUUGGGUACUGAUAAUGACAAGGUAGAGCCGUCUACUUGGACUAUGGCCUAUUUCACAGGUCUGGGACGUACACGUACUCCAGUCUAUCACCUCGAUCGAUUGUUGGGUGGAGACAAGAUAACAGGUCCCGCCAUCAUUAUAGACAAUACUAGCACGAUUGUAGUCGAACCAAAUUGCAAUGCAACCAUUCAACCUGGCAAUGGAAAUGUAGAGAUUGAAAUUGGUGGUGGCAAGGGACGUCAAAUUGGCACUGAACUCGAUCCCAUCUCAUUGUCGGUGUUUUCACAUCGAUUUAUGAGUAUUGCAGAGCAGAUGGGAAGGACGUUGCAACGUACUUCAACAUCGACCAAUAUCAAGGAACGUCUCGAUUUCUCGUGUGCGAUAUUCAGUCCGCUUGGCGAGCUGGUUGCCAACGCACCGCACAUUCCUGUGCAUUUGGGGUCGGUCGGGUCAGCUGUCACCUACCAGAUCGAGACACUUGGCGAUGCCUGGAAGCAGGGUGACGUCAUCCUCACCAACCAUCCACAGGCUGGCGGUAGUCAUCUCCCCGACAUGACAGUCAUCACGCCCGUCUAUGCACCCAACCAUACUGAACGUCCAGUGUUUUAUGUCGCUAGCAGAGGUCAUCAUGCCGAUAUUGGUGGCAUCACUCCUGGAUCAAUGCCGCCCUUUUCAAAGACACUCGAAGAGGAGGGUGUGGCGAUAAAGUCGUUUAAAGUAGUCGAAGCAGGUGAGUUUAGAGAAGACAAGAUAAGAGAGUUGUUUGCCAAGUCGAGAAACCUGGCUGACAAUAUAUCAGAUCUCAAGGCACAGGUCGCUGCCAACAACAAAGGUAUUAGAUUGAUGCAAGAGCUGAUCAACAGUUAUGGACUGGACGUUGUACAUGCCUACAUGAAACAUGUACAAAAGAAUGCCGAGUUGGCGGUACGUGACAUGUUGACCGAGAUAUCAGUGUCGCGUGGAAUGGCAUCCAAAGAUACACUUGUCGCCGAGGACUAUAUGGAUGACGGAUCACCCAUUCGUCUCGCACUGACAAUUGACCGUGCCGAAAGAACUGCCAUCUUUGACUUUACAGGCACAGGCGUACAAGUACACGGCAACACCAACACACCUCAAUCUAUCACCAAGUCGGCCAUUAUCUAUGCACUGCGGUGUCUUGUCAAACGAGACAUUCCACUCAACCAGGGGUGUCUAGAUCCCAUCACUAUCAUUAUCCCCGACAACUCUCUAUUAUCCCCUGACGAGCAUGUAGGUGUUGUCGGUGGCAAUGUACUCACGUCACAGCGUAUCACCGAUAUUAUCUUGUCGGCGUUUGGCGCCUGUGCCAAUUCACAAGGAUGUAUGAAUAACCUCACAUUUGGCGAUGAAAAGCUUGGAUACUAUGAAACGAUUGCAGGUGGUGCUGGCGCAGGUCCCACAUGGCAGGGAUGCGAUAGUGUCCAAUGUCACAUGACCAACACCAGAGCCACCGACAUUGAAGUAAUGGAGAAACGGUAUCCCGUCAUUGUCCGAGAAUUCUCUAUCCGUCAAGGAUCCGGAGGACAAGGUCACCAUCGCGGAGGUAACGGAGUCACCAGAGAAAUUGAAUUCCUCAAGCCAUUCUCAGUCAGCAUUCUCUCUGAACGCCGUUCAUUCCAACCACGUGGAUUAUUCGGUGGAGAGAAUGCUCAACGUGGUAUCAACCUUAUUAUCAAAGGUGGAAAUCAAGGAAGAAUCAUUAACCUCGGUGCCAAAAAUUCAAUCAACGUUGAAAGUGGUGAUCGAUUUAGAAUUCAAACUCCUGGUGGAGGUGGUUAUGGUAAACCCAACUAA